This is a messenger RNA of Rotaria sordida, 456 nucleotides long. NCBI's taxonomy places the organism in Eukaryota, Metazoa, Rotifera, Eurotatoria, Philodinida, Philodinidae. The record is from the annotation of a GenBank genome assembly.
AUGGCAGAUCGAACAAGAGUUCCAAAUAUGUUGGAUACUUUUAUGUAUUAUAAUAAAAAUCCUACACCACCAUUUCCUGGAUAUGGAGUACCACCUACCUAUCUUCCAAAUCAAACAAAUGUUCAACCAUAUGUUGCUCAAGUUGGACUUGAUCCUUGGCCGGUUAAUGUACCAGCUUAUCCUCAGGAAUACGAAACACAUUUUCCUCUAGGAACUAAUUAUUGGUGUACACCAGAAUAUAAAUUAACUCCGAACAAUCUCAAUGCUAGUGAACCAACAUUAUUGAUACGUGAAAAUCGAUCUAAACCCGGUGUUAAACUUGCUUUUACAGAAAAAGGAGCUGAAAGUGAUCCUCGUGUAUUUCGUUCUCGUUAUGGUACAUCAGCAGAUGUUCCAGCUCGACCAUAUUAUGCUCAACCAUGGCUUAUUGAUGAAAUUCGAAAAAUCAAAAAUUAA